This is a messenger RNA of Arachis duranensis, 3165 nucleotides long. RefSeq lists its product as uncharacterized. Gene Ontology annotation, molecular function: RNA-DNA hybrid ribonuclease activity; nucleic acid binding. Gene Ontology annotation, biological process: DNA integration. The coding region runs from base 1 to 3165 and encodes 1054 amino acids. NCBI's taxonomy places the organism in Eukaryota, Viridiplantae, Streptophyta, Magnoliopsida, Fabales, Fabaceae. The transcript is spliced from 6 exons. The record is from RefSeq and is a predicted model, not a curated record.
AUGCUAGCAAUCGAAGGAACUAUACAGCCAAAAAAGGACAAAGACCCGGACGUCACAAUAUCCUUCAACCAAACAGACUUUAGAUCGGCAAGCCCUAACCUCGAUGACCCCGUGGUAAUUUCCAUCCAGAUCGGAGAACUGUUGGUAAGGAAAACAUUGCUGGACCCAGGUAGUAGUGCUGAUGUUUUAUUUUAUUCUACCUUUAUAAAGAUGAAAUUAUCAGAAAAAUUGAUACAGCCCUCCUCGGGAGAGCUAAUUGGGUUCUCCAGAGAGAGAGUCCCCAUCAUGGGACACAUAUGGCUAAAAACCACAAUGGGAGAAAUCCCUAUGUCAAAGUCAAUUGAUAUUCAAUACCUAAUAGUAGACUGUUACAGCCCUUACAAUAUUAUAAUUGGAAGACCCGCCCUGAAUAUAUUCAGAGCAGUGGUGUCCACAUUACACCUAUGUGUUAAGUUCCCAGUGCAGGAAAACAAGAUAGUUACAGUGUACGCCGAUCAUCAAGAAGCUCGGCAGUGCUACAAUGCUAGCCUAAAGCUAACCCAAACAAAACAAGAAGCUCGGACUCAGGUUCAAGCAAUCCACACUUCUGCAGACACAGCGACACUGGCCGACCUCGACCCAAGGGAAGACCUCGACGAAAGACCCCGCCCAAUGGACAACCUGAUAAACCCAAUUUAUGACAUGCCAGAAAUAAAUCCAGAGGUCAUCUGCCACAAGUUAGCAAUCGACAAAACAGCCCGACCAAUAGCACAGAAGAAAAGGAACCUCAGAGAGGAGAAAAGGCAAGCAGCACUGGAAGAAACCAAGAAGCUCCUCAACGCAGGUUUCAUCAGAGAAAUUCGCUUCACCACAUGGUUGUCCAACGUGGUAAUGGUAAGGAAGAAUUCAGCUUUGAGUUUUAUGGAUGCAUACUCUGGUUAUAACCAGAUUCUGAUGCAUCCAGAGGACCAAAGGAAAACGGCUUUUAUAACAGAACAUGGAAACUUUUGUUACAAGAUAGGCCGGAAUAUGGAAGUCUAUGUAGAUGAUAUGGUAGCAAAAACACCAGCACAAGGGUCACACUGUGAUGACUUGGUAGAAAUAUUCAAACAACUCCGAGCAUACAACAUAAGACUCAAUCCGGACAAAUGUGCUUUCGGAGUCCAAGGAGGGAAAUUCCUCGGAUUCAUGCUAACCUCGCGAGGCAUCGAAGCCAACCCAGAAAAAUGCAAAGCCGUACUAAACAUGACAAGCCCAAAAACGGUGAAAGAAGUCCAACAACUAGCAGGACGAAUAGCUGCCUUAUCACGUUUCCUACCUGCAGUGGCAAACCGAUCUUAUCAUUUCUUCCAGACAUUCUCUAAAGGCAAGAAGUUCACCUGGACAGACGAAUGUGAGAACUCUUUUACUGAACUCAAACAGAACCUAACAUCACCACCAAUCCUACAAAGACCAGAGACAGGUAAGCCAUUGUGUUUAUACCUAUCAGUAUCUAACCAUGCUAUAAGCUCGGUAUUAGUAACAGAAACAGGAAGAAAGCAAAACCCAGUAUACUUCAUCAGUAGGGUGCUACAACCAACAAAAACAAGGUACCCAAAGAUAGAACAAUUGGCACUGGCACUAGUCACCACGGCAAGAAGACUGCGGCACUACUUCCAAAGCCACACAAUCAUAGUACGAACAGACCAACCGCUAAGGCAGAUACUAACCAGACCCGAGCUCGCCGGCAGACUAAUAAAGUGGGCGAUCGAGCUCUCUGAGUUCGAUAUUCAAUAUGAACCAAGGAAGACACUGAAGUCACAGGUGCUAGCCGACUUUAUAUUGGAAAUGACUAAUGACACACAAAACAUAGAGGUCAAUUGGAGCAUACAUGUGGAUGGAGCGUUAAACAAAGAAGGCAGUGGGGCAGGGGUACUGCUGAAGGAAGAAGACAAAGUGGUGGCCGAGCAGUCACUGCAGUUCCGCUUCAACGCAAGCAACAAUCAGGCGGAGUACGAGGCCCUACUCGCUGGACUAAAGCUCGCCCUACAGCUACAAAUACCCCGAAUAACAGUUUACUGUGACUCUUCAUUAGUGGUGCAUCAAAUAAAGGGCGAAUUCCAGGUAAAAGAUCCUUUGUUAGAAAAAUAUUGGCUCAUAACAAAGGAUCUCAUUUCGAAAUUUAGCAAAUUUGACAUUAUUCAUGUGAAUCGAGAACAAAACACCAAGGCCGAUGUGUUAUCCAAGUUAGCCACAACUAGGCAAACCGAAAACACAUCGGCACUGUCCCAGCUAACACUUGACAAACCGAGUUUUGAGCAGGAUACAAUUUUAAGUAUCAUACAGGUACCAGAUUGGCGAACACCUUUUCUCGACUACAUCAACACAGGCACCAUGCCAAAUGAUGAGCCGAACUUGCCGCUCUUCAGAAGAAGAGCAAGCUUCUAUACAAUGCUCGGAAACACCCUAUACAGGCGAGGACAUUCCCAACCACUACUCAAAUGCAUCAGCAAUAAGGAAGCCGAGGAGGUUAUGGCAGAAACACACGAAGGAGUUUGUGGAAAUCACAUUGGCGGCCGAGCAUUAGCCACAAAGAUACUGCAAACAGGAUACUAUUGGCCGAUGAUAAAAAGGGACUGCAUUUCAAAAGUAAAGGCCUACGAUAACUGUCAAAAGCACGCCACACUCUCCGAAACCCCGGCCGAAGAACUCCACACCAUAGAGGUAAGCUGGCUUUUCGAUAGGUGGGGAUUAGAUAUCCUCGUACCUUUCCCGAAAGCGCCAGGCCAGAUACGCUCAGUAGAGCACCCGCAAACUAACGGACAAGUUGAAUCGGCUAACAGAAUUAUCUUGCAGGGAUUAAAGAAAAAGCUCGACGAGGCUAAGGGAGAAUGGGCCGACCUCAUUCCAGAAAUCCUAUGGAGUUAUAAUACCAGCAUCCAGUCUGCCACAGGAGAAACUCCUUUCAAACUGGUAUAUGGCGCAGAAGCACUCAUUCCAGUAGAAGUCAGCGUCCCAACAUUAAGGACCGACCUCUAUGAUCAAUCCAAUAAUUUGCAAGCUCGGGCAGCCGAGUUGGAUCUUGUAGAAGAAGAAAGAGAUAUUUCAGCCAUAAAGCAGCGAGCCAGAAAGCAAUACAUAGAGCGAAGACACAACAAAAGAGUAGUUCACAGGUCCUUCAACAACGGAGACCUCGUACUCAGAUGA